Erinaceus europaeus (western European hedgehog) is the source of this 1951-nucleotide messenger RNA. It is a transcript of the gene TC2N, whose product is annotated as tandem C2 domains, nuclear. The coding region runs from base 140 to 1609 and encodes 489 amino acids. The record is from RefSeq and is a predicted model, not a curated record. Gene Ontology annotation, cellular component: nucleus. Lineage: Eukaryota; Metazoa; Chordata; Mammalia; Eulipotyphla; Erinaceidae. The transcript is spliced from 12 exons.
GGGGCCUGCGUGGGGCGGGGCCUGCGUGGGGCGGGGCGAGGCAGGGAGCCGCCCUCUCCGCCACUGAGCGCCGGUUGCCCAGCGCAGUGGUAUUAACAUUGGAAGUUGGUAUCUUGCUGCAUAUUGGAAACUGAAUGUAAUGGCAACAGAAUUCUUGAAGAGUUGUUGUAGAGGAUGCUUCUAUGGUGAGACAGAGAAACACUCGUCUGUGGAAAGAGAUCUGAAAGCUACUAUCUCCAGUAGCCAGAACACUGCUAUUUGCCUGCCUCCCUUGACCUCGGUUUCUGUGAAGCCUCAGGUUGGCUGUACCGAGGGCUAUUUACUUUCCAAGUCGCCGUCCAAUGGCAAAGAAGUACCAUUUGUGGUCCCCAGGGUUAAGUUGUCGUACAUUCAGCCCAGGACCCAAGGGACUCCUUCUCAUCUGGAAGAGCCUGAAGGUUCCGCCAGGGCAUCUUUUGGAGAUCGAAAGGCAGAGCUGUGCAACCCCUCCCAGCACGGGCCCGGCUACGAUGUGUACAACCCACUCUACAUGUACCAGCACGUUUCGCCCGACCUGGGUCGGCGCUUUCCCCCUCAGUCAGCAGUAACGAGACUUUAUGGAUCAGUUUGUGACUUAAGGGCCAGUAGACUUCCAGGCUCUCCUGGGCUAAGCAAAUCUAUGUUUGAUCUUACAAGUUCCUCACAGCGUUUCAUUCAGAGACAUGAUUCAUUAUCCAGUGUGCCAAGCAGUGGUUCCUCAAGGAAGAAUUCUCAGGGGAGUAACAGAAGCCUGGAUACGAUUACUCUAUCAGGAGAUGAAAGGGAUUUGGGGAGACUGAACGUGAAAGUGUUUUAUAAUUCUUCAGUAGAACAGAUAUGGAUCACAGUUUUGCAGUGCAGAGACUUGACUUGGCCAUCCAGUUAUGGAGACGCUCCUACUAUUUCUAUAAAAGGAACACUAACUUUGCCCAAGCCAGUGCAUUUCAAGUCUUCAGCCAAGGAAGCCUCCCCUAAUAUUGAAUUUAUGGAAACAUUUGUGUUUGCUAUUAAACUCCAAAGUCUACAAACUGUAAGGCUUGCAUUUAAGAUCCAAACCCAGACUCCCAGGAAGAAAACCAUUGGAGAAUGCUCUCUGUCUCUCAGAACUUUGAGCACACAGGAAAUGGAAUACUCUCUGGAUAUAAUGCCACCAUCAAAAAUUUCUGUUUGCCAUGCAGAGCUCGAAGUGGGAACCUGUUUUCAAGCAGUGAAUAGCAGAAUUCAGUUACAAAUUCUUGAAGCACAAUGCCUGCCAAGUUCAUCAACACCGCUGAGUUUAAGUUUUUUUGUGAAGGUGGGAAUGUUUAGCUCAGGAGAGUUGAUUUAUAAGAAGAAGACUCGCUUACUGAAGGCCUCCAAUGGAAGAGCCAAGUGGGGAGAGACGAUGGUUUUCCCACUGGUGCAGAACGAAGAAGAAAUCCUUUUUCUCAUUAAGCUUUAUAGCAGAAGUUCUGUAAGAAGAAAGCACUUUGUAGGCCAGGUUUGGAUAAGUGAAGACAGUACUAGCAUUGAAGCUGCCAACCAGUGGAGAGAAACAGUUACAAAUCCAGAAAAAGUUGUUAUCCAGUGGCACAAGCUAAAUCCAUCUUGAAGACUUUACACUUUUAAUUUGGUGAAGAACUUGACUUUCUUGGAGAAGAUUUGUCAUUUCAUCUUGGUACCAAUGAGAGGAAACAAAUCAAUAUGUUUGUCAAUAUAUUUAAGGAGGUCAUAAUUAUAGUUUAUAGUGGGUCUUUUAGAAAAUUAAACUUGAUAACAAAAAAGGAUGAGUUAUAUCAGAUAUCCAAAGUGUUUUAAAAACUGCCAAGAUAGACAAUUGAAGGGUAGUUAUAGUGAUCGAAAUAAAUUAUAAAUCAAUGAGAGUAUCAACCACACGUAGUUACUGUGUUGUAUUUUGGUUUUUUUUUAAAAAGUUUUACUUCAGUUUUUAAAA